GAUUUAUUCAAUUUAUGAAAUGAUUGAUUUACAUUUUGCCAUUGUUUUCCCUGAGCCCCUGUGAAGAACCUCUGGUUUUACAAAAUGCUAAAUACGCUGUACUUACCAUUUCAAUAUUCUGUCACUGAAUAAUUUUUUGUAGGUGUCACAAUUCAAGACGCAACUUUCAUCAGCCACACUCGUGUGUCUGGAUGGUAACAUUCCCACCUCAACCAUCAACUAUGUUUGUUGCUUUGCUGAAAAGCGCAACAUAAAUGUUUGGUAUGAACCGACCGACUCAGAAAAGGCUUGUAAGCCUUUCCUUUCAAAUGCCUGGAAGUCUUUGUCCUAUUCAUCUCCGAACCUGGCAGAGCUGUGCACCAUGAAUAAAACACUGGGUGUCAAAACACCUGAAGUGCUGCCGAGCACACUCGACGAGACGCUCAGUGUUGCUGUGGCUCUCUCGCGCCCUCUUCUGGAACAUCUUCACUGCCUGGUGGUGACUCUAGGGGCUAAUGGCGUGUUGCUGUGUGGAGAGUAUGAUGAAGGCACAGUCAACUUGCAGCCAAGAAAACAGAAGAGGAAGAGGCAGCUUUGUGGUCUCCACUACCCAGCACUUGCUGUGACCCCAGAGGAGAUAAUGAAUGUGUCGGGAGCUGGAGAUAGUCUUGCAGGUGCCUUAAUGGCAGGGAUUGUCCUGGGGAAAGACACAGACAGCUGUGUUCGGAUGGGACUCUUGGCUGCAAGGACAUCUCUGGCAUCCCUGCACCCCAUCGCUCCAAUGCUCACUUUAGAUGCUGUAAACCCCAACAAAGUCCACACUCAGACCUGGCCCAAACCAAGCCUUGUGUGGAUUGAUUAAAAAAAAAAUAAAAAAAAUUGUGUUAGCUUUGUAAUAUUCUUAUGGAAACUGUGUGUAUUGUGACCGAGGAAACUAUAAAGAACAAAAGAAAAAUUAUUGAAUUCUAAUUUUCCUUGAUUAUUAAUGUUCUGAAAUAAUUGUAUCUUGCAAAAUAUGUCAAGCAGCUUUGUUAAUUUUAUACAGCCAUAUGAUAACCAAGUUCAAUAAACAGAUUAUAAAAAAUUAUGAAUU
This is a messenger RNA of Haplochromis burtoni (Burton's mouthbrooder), 1072 nucleotides long. RefSeq lists its product as uncharacterized. The transcript has 5 exons. The coding region runs from base 362 to 841 and encodes 159 amino acids. The record is from RefSeq and is a predicted model, not a curated record. Gene Ontology annotation, molecular function: kinase activity. NCBI's taxonomy places the organism in Eukaryota, Metazoa, Chordata, Actinopteri, Cichliformes, Cichlidae.